Messenger RNA from Amphibalanus amphitrite, 1556 nucleotides. RefSeq names its product trypsin II-P29-like. Gene Ontology annotation, molecular function: serine-type endopeptidase activity. NCBI's taxonomy places the organism in Eukaryota, Metazoa, Arthropoda, Thecostraca, Balanomorpha, Balanidae. Gene Ontology annotation, biological process: proteolysis. The record is from RefSeq and is a predicted model, not a curated record. The transcript has a single exon. Bases 20 to 1288 code for a protein of 422 amino acids.
AGCCACACGCAGUCUCAUCAUGAGCUUCUCCGUGGUAACGUGCUGCCUCCUGGUGAGUUUUGUCGUGGCUGCCGCCGGCUCCCCUGCGGGGAAAAAGGCUCAGCCUGCCGGCGACGAGCCUCACUUAGAGCCGUACAAACCAAGGACCACCAACGGUGCAUCCAUGGCACCCCUCGACGCCCAGCCUCUGCCGCUCUCCGCUGAAGUUCAGACGGAGAACUAUGAGACCGUGCCGCUGGCCGCCGGCCGGUAUUACAUCCAGUCCACCAACUAUCCGCAGCUCUAUCCGAACAGCUUCGACUUCACGUACCCGACGUUCACCGGUGCUGAUGGCCAGCAGCUGCGCAUCUACUGUCCGCAUCUGGACAUCGAGCCGCACUCGGAGUGCGCCUACGACUGGCUCUCCAUCAACGGCACCCGGUUCUGCGGCGCCGGCAGCGUCAGCGAGCGGCGCGCGCUCUCGCUCUCCAUCGAGUUUCACUCGGACCACAUUGUCCGGCACACCGGCUACCUCUGCUACAUUGAGGUGCCGGCGCUGUCCUGCUGCGGCCGCGCCCUGCGCCACUCCCGCAUUGUCGGCGGUGUGCCGACGGAGGAGCAUGAGUACCCGUGGCAGGCGGGCGUCGUGUACACCGGGUCGAACCGCACCUGGUGCGGUGGCAGCCUCAUCAAUAGCCGCUAUGUGCUGACGGCAGCCCACUGCGUGGCCUCGGCCGAGCCGCACCGGAUCGAGGUGCUGCUCGGCGAUCACUGGAUCGGCCAGCCGGAUGCCGGUGAACUGCGCUUCUCCGUGGAGCGCAUCACCGUGCACCCCAACUACACGAGCUUCACGGGCGGCGACGACUUUGCCCUCCUGCGUCUGGCCUCUGCCGUGCCCAUCAGCGCCGAGAUGAGCCCCGUCUGCCUGCCGCCGGCCGACGAGACGUUCGCAGGCAUGAACGCCACGGCCACCGGGUUCGGGCGAACCGCCUCCAACGAGAGUCAGUCCCUGGUCCUGCGGGAGGUGCAGCUGCCCAUCUGGAGCCCCGGACAGUGCGCCGGCCACCUGGCCACCCUGGACACCACCUCGAUGGUGUGCGCCGGCGGAGUGGCCGGCCAGGCCACCUGCAGCGGCGACAGCGGCGGCCCGCUGGUGGCAGAGCUCGCAGGACGCUUCACGCUGGUCGGCGCCACGUCGUUCGGAUACGUGCCGUGCGGCCUCCGGGGCUACCCGAGCGUCUACAGCCGCGUCACGUCGGCGCUCACAUGGAUCGAGAGCACCACCGCCGACGCCUCGCUCUGUGGCUAGACAAAACAUCGGCGGGGAACAGGCACACCGACGAUAUGAUAAGAGUUGUAAGUUGUAACAUACAUUUAAGCAAAUAGGGUUUUUAUUCGUCGGUAGUACAGCGGUAUUCUUCGUUAAUGCAAGGUUUUCCGAUGCCAUGACGUACUCUUUUGAGUGCUUUGUUGGGGAUAUAAAGCUAAGUCCUCUUUUCUGUCUCUUGUCUGUUUGUACAAGCCUACAAUUCAAGUCUACAACUUGUCUGUUUGUAUAUAAAAAGAGUUAAAGAUGA